GGAAGCAACCUGCAUCCGAGUUUACCGCUGUGAACCGUUCAAAGAAGAUUAGAGUAUUUGCUUAAAAAUAAAAGUAAAAUAACUUUGAUGUUUUCGUUUCGGAGGGACUGUUGGGAACUAUUAGGGCGAUGAAAGGCACACGAGCUUUAGAGAAGGGGGUGGCAGUCUGAUGGAUGAGAUAUAAAUCUGAUACUUCAAGUUCAACUGGAUACACACCUGACCCGUGGGCGCUGGACAUUGCAGAUCGGAACAAGGAUAAAAGCUCGUAUUCCUGUCGAAGCGUUCGUCUAGGACAUAGCGCCUUCUCAAAAUACAAGGAAGCUGCACCGUAAAAUAUAACAUAAGUGCGUUUAAAUUUUGUCCAGGCACUGUGCUGAAAACUUUAAAUAUUCUGAUUUGACGUAUCGUGUCAUUUUUACUGGCGAGUAAGCAGCCUUGUGCACAACGGUUUUGUCUUAAGUCAUGCGCGCGUGUACGGCCGUGUUCGUGUGUCUACUCUCCUUCUGCGGCGCGCAGAGCUCUCUCAGUGUCGACUCAAACCCCAACAUCAUACGAUCGUCGGCAGAGAUUGAGGGCCGAGUAACAAAGACUCAGGUGCGCUGCGAGAAGGACGGUGACUGCGACACCAGACAGUACUGCGAUCACAGAGCUGCGCAGCACUCCGCAUGCGCCAGCUGUCAGCAGAAACGACGCAGAUGUCACAACGACAACAUGUGCUGUCCAGGAAUGCGGUGUGUCAACGAUUUAUGUACACGGCCAAAGAAGACGGUCCCCGAGAACAACAAGAACAGACAGCCACCAUUAGAUAACCGAAGAAAACAGAAAGGCCAGGAGAGGGACAAGUGCGUGCGCUCUCGAGACUGCGGAGCGGGCCUGUGCUGCACGCGCUACCUGGAGGAGAAGAGGUGCCAGCGCAUCCCCGCGGCGGGAGAGGGCUGCCUGCUCCCGGGCCGCUCCAAGGGCCCGAGGGCCGUGGGCCGCUGCGACUGUGGCCCCGGCCUGUCCUGCCGGCCGCUGUCCGACAGCUACAACACGCACGGGGUGUGUCAGCCCAGCUCCACGUAGGCGCAGACGUCACGCGGCCUCCCCGGGCCCCGGGGCCUGGUAACCGCCGGCGAUCGAUAGACUGGGGGGCGAUUUUAAGACCUUUUUUUUUUGUUUGUUUUCAUUGGCAUUGCUGAGUCUGAGAAAAAAAAAGAUAUUUGUCAGUAUCUACUGUAGGGUGGGACUGGGUGCUUUGCUGAACUGCACUUCCAAUGUUGUCCUCUGUAUCUGUAUUUUUUUUUUUUUUUCUAUCAAGUUUUUGUUUACUAAACAAGCUGUAGUUUUGCACAAAAGAUGGUGGCCAUUAAAUGGACGGGAUUUCAAAUAAAAAUGUAUAAUUACAUAA
Messenger RNA from Conger conger (European conger), 1390 nucleotides. RefSeq names its product dickkopf-related protein 4-like. Gene Ontology annotation, biological process: multicellular organism development; negative regulation of canonical Wnt signaling pathway. Gene Ontology annotation, molecular function: receptor antagonist activity; co-receptor binding. The record is from RefSeq and is a predicted model, not a curated record. The transcript has 4 exons. Bases 463 to 1065 code for a protein of 200 amino acids. NCBI's taxonomy places the organism in Eukaryota, Metazoa, Chordata, Actinopteri, Anguilliformes, Congridae. Gene Ontology annotation, cellular component: extracellular region.